Aspergillus chevalieri is the source of this 702-nucleotide messenger RNA. Its product is annotated as GTPase-activating protein. Lineage: Eukaryota; Fungi; Ascomycota; Eurotiomycetes; Eurotiales; Aspergillaceae. The transcript is spliced from 2 exons. Gene Ontology annotation, molecular function: fluconazole transmembrane transporter activity. Gene Ontology annotation, biological process: xenobiotic detoxification by transmembrane export across the plasma membrane. The record is from RefSeq and is a predicted model, not a curated record. The coding region runs from base 1 to 702 and encodes 233 amino acids.
AUGAAUGCUCUAGUCCGCGAGAGCUUGUUUGGACGCCUUUCGAAUUUUUUGACCAAUAACAAGUUCUUUCCAUACCCUGAACUUGAAGCGCCUAAGAUUAAAGCGCUGCCAGUGUCAGCUUCAGUCUCAGCUACAUCGAGCACUUCGACGGCGCCCGAGCCCAUCCAACAGUUUCUGAUUGAAUUCUCAGGUCCCAAUGACCCGGACACACCCAGGAACUGGUCAAAAUUAGCAAAGACGCUCGUCAUGUUGGAUGUGAUGUUCCUGAACUUCAGCUUCUAUGCCGCAUCAGCAAUUUUUACACCGAGUAUUACUGGUAUCGAGGAGCAACUCGGCGCCACCACCGCUGAAGGAACUCUAGGGCUAUCGCUCUUUGUCAUUGCCUAUGGCAUCGGACCCUUGUUUUUGUCUCCUCUGUCAAACCUCCCAGCUAUCGGACGUACACCGGUGUAUGUCCUGGGAUCUCUUGUCUUCUGUCUGUUCAACAUCGGCACCGCUCUUGGAAAGAACAUUGAAACUAUCCUCAUACUCCGAUUUUUUGGUGGCUUCUUUGGAAGCGCCCCAAUAAGCGUUGGAGGGGCAACUCUGAUGGAAGUAUACGGCCCGAGCGAAGUGCCGUAUGCUAUUGCUUUAUAUGCAGUAAGCGGAGUUUGUGGGCCGAUUUUAGGACCGGUAUGCCAUCCGUUCUACCAUCAAACAUGA